AUGACAAGUUCGACGACGAGCAAUAGUACCAGGAGUUCAACCGCAUGCACCACCAAUGCCAUCCCUACGUCUCUGCUGCUGAGACUCUUUUUAUCCUUCUUCAUUCUCUUCAUCUUGUCCUUCACAAACACUCCUCUAUCCUCAACAACAAAAACAACUCAACCUAUCAUUCUGGUCCAUGCAGCACCUAUCAUUACCUACUUAGACUAUGCCUAUGACACCUAUCUUCUCUUUAACUCGGCUCUCGAAAAUACAACGAAUGCCACUUCGUGCGGAUAUCCCAGUUCAAAUCCGUGUUUUACCAUCCAACAACAAAUGCAAGCCAUCGAUGCGCAAAUACCCUCCACGCAAAAUGUCUUGUACAACCUUCAAUUGACCAUUCAUGUGAUGAGUGAUAUUUCAUCCGAGUUUUGCAAUUACAUGUUCACAAAUCCGAACAUAUCCAAGUUUGCUAGUUUUGAUUUCACAUGGAUUUCCUCGAAACCUAACCAAUCGCAUGUGGUGUUGGAUUGUCAGGGGAGCGAAUUUUUUAGUUUUUCCAAAGCUCCUGCCAUAUUGAAUAUCACGAAUCGAUUUAGUUCGUUCGAUGUGAGGAAUACAAUUUUCAAGGAAAAGAUGAUGAUUUCGUCCAUGAAUUAUUGCAAUUUUACUGGCUCCUCGAUAUACAAGUUAAAUGAAAAUAGUGACACGAGAAUUCAAAAUUCAAUUUUUUUCAAUACCUACUGGUCGAUGUCGAACGUGGCAGCAGCAUUAAUAUUUCGAUGGUGUAACUUUGUGAAUGGCAGUAUGAUUAUGGGAGAUGUUAUUUCAAAAACCCUCACAGUGGGAGAAUCUUAUUUUGAGAAUGUGGAUUUGAUUUUAAGGUUUUCAAAUAUGAAUUUUUUAAAUGUCAAAUUUAAUGAUAAUUUGGUAAUUUUUAGCCAAUUUCAAAGCUUGUUAAUGCAACAAAUUAAUAUUGUCACAACAAAACAAACACUGAUAACGUUCGGAGACUCGAUGGUCAUUCGAAACUCCAUCUUUGAACGAAGCAAUUUAGAUCUAAAAAUUGUUUCUGUACGAAGUGUUAAAAUAGAGAAUUCGACUUUUUCAAAUAAUUAUCAAACAGAUCUAACCAAUAAGGCGCUGUUGCAGCUCACUGGCUUGUAUACUCUUUCUGUCACCAAUUCAAGUUUUGUCAACAAUAGAGACCUCCCAAUGAUGUCCAUCUAUCAAGGCUCCAUUGUGAAUGUUCAAAAUUCAAUUUUUCAAUUUAACACUGGAGGAGCAAUUCAAAUUGAAAACAUGGUUGGAUAUUUCAAAUUCUCUUCAGUUUCAUUUAAUAAUUGCAUAUUUACUGGAAAUGUGGGACAACAUGGAGGUGCUGUUGCAAUUGGUAGAACUAUUGGAAAUCUCAUCAUUUCAAAUUGCCAGUUCACAAAGAAUUAUGCAAUGGAUGGAGGAGCACUCUAUUUACAACAAGAAAAUGUCACUAUUUCAAAUUGUCAAUUUUCAGGAAAUUCGGCAUCCCAAAAUGGAGGAUCCAUCUUUGUGAAAGAUACUUCAUCAUUUUCUCUUCAAAGUUCUACUCUCCAAAAUAACAUGGCCAAGCGAGGAGGUGCCUUAUACUUGUCUUCUCUCACUUCCAAUUACAUAGUGAACUCAAUUUGCACCAAUAAUAUGGCCUCUUAUUCAGGUGGAUGUCUUUUCACAGAAAACCCAAUGAAUCCUUCAUUGUUGCAAUCGGUUUCCAACUCGUUGACAGGACUAAAUUCAGCUGUUUCAUAUGGAAACAAUAUUGCCACAAGUAUUGAUGCAAGUCAAUUCCAAUUUUCAGUCAAGUAUCAGAAUCAACAAGAUCCAUCGAUCACUACCAUCACAGACAUGCCAUCUUCUCUCACCUUAUAUCCAGGACAGCCCGUAGAUAUUACUUUGAAAAUGAAGGACAAGAAUAAUCAAGAAAUCAAGUCAAUUGAACAACCUAUUACAGUGUCGAGUGUUGGCAACAAUAUUUCUGUCCUCAUUGAUUCCCUCUCAAGCGAUUAUUUAACCAUCCGGGGAUUGUAUCUUUCUGUGUAUUCCAGCAAUGACCUUCUCACGAAUACGACAUUGAAUUUGACAGUGAACAGCAACAUGUUCUUUUCCAUACCAGUCCAAAUCAUGACAUGCAAUCCAGAGGAUUCUCUUCAACCGAUGAGCUCGAGUGGAAAUGCAAUGAUUUGUUCUAAAAAUCCUCCUGGAUUUCCGUAUUUCAUUGUGAUUCCUGUGGUCUUGAUUGGAGGAGUGAUUCUCUUUAUUGUUGGAAUUAUCUUUGGAAUUGCUGUCUUGUAUGGUGUCUAUGUGAUUGUGAAAAAACUGAAAAAGCUCGAAAAGAAAGAAAAGGCAGAAAUGAAGUUGGAAAAGACUUUAAUUGACAAGAAAUUUAUUUUCACAGGUUCCACCACAACUCCUCCUCUGAAUGCACAUGCUUCGGGUCGAACGACGAAAUCCGUUAUGAGUAGUAUCACUCGACCAUCUAUUCACUAUCAAGAAAAGCACAUUAUACCCAUUGAAAAUUUAGAUGUUGUUAAAAAGAUCGGAGAAGGAUCGAAUGGAAUGGUCUAUCUUGCUAAUUGGAAUGGAACUGAAGUUGCUGUGAAGAGUCUCAAAUUAGAUUACUCUGAAUUGCAUGGAGAAAGUGAAGAAUUCGAACGAGAAGCAUCCCUAUUGAGCUCAUUGAGACAUCCAAAUAUUGUGAAUUUCUACGGAUUUGGAUAA
Messenger RNA from Naegleria fowleri, 2733 nucleotides. RefSeq lists its product as uncharacterized. The coding region runs from base 1 to 2733 and encodes 910 amino acids. Gene Ontology annotation, biological process: protein phosphorylation. Gene Ontology annotation, molecular function: protein kinase activity; ATP binding. The record is from RefSeq and is a predicted model, not a curated record. The transcript has 2 exons. NCBI's taxonomy places the organism in Eukaryota, Heterolobosea, Eutetramitea, Acrasida, Naegleriidae.